This is a messenger RNA of Suricata suricatta (meerkat), 608 nucleotides long. Its product is annotated as zinc finger protein 30-like. Gene Ontology annotation, biological process: regulation of DNA-templated transcription. The record is from RefSeq and is a predicted model, not a curated record. Bases 70 to 435 code for a protein of 121 amino acids. NCBI's taxonomy places the organism in Eukaryota, Metazoa, Chordata, Mammalia, Carnivora, Herpestidae. The transcript has 4 exons.
UCUGGACUCUCUGUACACCUCCAGGAAAAGAACCCAGAAAACCAGUCAGUCCUGACAAUUCUAAAAAUCAUGCCCCAUUGCUUGGUGACUUUCAGGGAUGUGGCCAUUGACUUCUCGCAGGAGGAGUGGGAAUGCCUGAACUCCACUCAGAGGGACUUGUACAGGGAUGUGAUGUCGGAGAACUACAUCUACCUGACCUCACUGGCUGGAUGUGUGAUCCUUAAACCAGAUGUGUUUUCUUUAUUGGAGCAAGGAAAGGACUCCUGGAUGGUGAAGAGAGCCGUGACAAGAAGAUGGAGCUCAGCACCAUCCUCUAUUACCUCUACAGCCUGUGUGCAUUGUCUUCAGAGACUGUGGCUGCUGUUCCCGUCACGUUACCGAGUGUCCUUCCACCUGCAAGAGUUAUAUGACAGGGAUAGAGAAUCAGAUAAAUGAGAGAAUAAGAAAAAGCAUGGACCCAAUUAAGGUUUUCAGGGAUAGUCUUUCUGAGCAGCUGCCUUUUCAAUUAGGACGUUUCAGACAAAAAGGAACUGGCCAUGCAGAGAGCAUUCCUGGCAGAUGGAACAAAAGGUGAGAGUCUGAAGUGGGAAAGGAUUUGCUAUGUUCCA